Lytechinus pictus (painted urchin) is the source of this 3214-nucleotide messenger RNA. RefSeq names its product peroxisomal membrane protein 4-like. The record is from RefSeq and is a predicted model, not a curated record. NCBI's taxonomy places the organism in Eukaryota, Metazoa, Echinodermata, Echinoidea, Temnopleuroida, Toxopneustidae. Gene Ontology annotation, cellular component: peroxisomal membrane. The transcript has 4 exons. Bases 566 to 1177 code for a protein of 203 amino acids.
GGAACUUUUUGUGUGGCUGUCGCAAACGGAAGUCUUCCCCGGAGUCCCCCCCCCCCCCCCUCCAAAAAAGUCACACUCACCACUCACCAUGCUCACAUUCACAACUCAGCUCACAAUCACCUAAUUUAAAAAUUCAAAAAAGUGAUUAAGUUAGAUUCAGAUCUAAAGUUAGUCACAUGAUCACACGCACACUCACUCUGACUCAGCAUCACACACAGAAGAAGAGAGCUUACCCCUUACUAAGUUAGUAACUUAGAAUCCGAUGCAAUCAAUCCAUUCCAAAAUUCUUAAUCUGACUUGAAAUUGGUAGGCCUAUAUGACUUAAUUACAUGUAUGAGAGCUAUAGUAUUAGUAUUAUUAGACUCCCUACAGUCUCUUAUCCAAUAUCAUUGCUCAAGUAAGGUAUUUUCUUGAUACAACAAAAAUAAAAUUCAACAUACAUUUAUUUUUAUUGAAAUCAAUGUAAUAUUUUUUAGAAAUCUAUUUUUUAAAGGAAUAAAAUGGUGUAAUUCAAAAGAAAAAUGAUAAGAACGUCUGUACCUUGAAAAUAUAUUCCAAAUCCAAGAUGGCAGCCUCCAUGGUAAAUAAAGUGUUGGCUUCAGGGCGUUACCACGAUGUGUUAUCCAUUCUUAAAGGCCUUCGAAAUGGUGCAGUAUAUGGUGUCAAGAUUCGUGCCCCUCAUGCACUGGUGAUGACAUUUUUGUUCGGAUCUGGAAGUUUACGUGACAAGGUACGAGUCAUUCUCAAAGCAACCUACACUCAUUCCAAGAAUCUUGCAUCGUUUGUCUUCCUCUAUAAAACAAUGCUCGUCAUCAUGAGAAGAAUAGAAGGCAAACAACAGGGGGCGCACUCUCUACUAGCGGGCUUCUUAGGAGGUUAUAUCAUUUUUGGAGAGAAUAACAAAGUUAAUAGCCAGAUUAACAUGUACCUACUAUCCCGCAUCUUAUUCGGGGCUGCCCGGAUGGCUCGCGACAAGGGCUUGAUCCCGGACCCAAAAUUUGACGUCUUCCCCAUCUUUGCUGCCAUCGUGUGGGCAAUUGUCAUGUGGCAGUUCGAAACCCACCAGCCUGUACUGCAGCAAUCGCUUCAGAACUCCAUGACGUAUCUCUAUCAUGAUUCCAACGUGUGGCACAGUAUAUCUGACUUCUUGUGGAGAAAUAAACCUGGACAGAUAUGAUAAGAUGGGGCCCGGUUUCACAAAGCUCAGUGAUUAAACAUUUGUUUUAAUUUUACAACUGAUUCUACAUUGUGGUUAUUGCUAUCAAUGGUAAUGAUUUGUUCUGCAAUCAUUGCUAUGCUUUGUGUCACAUGUCUCAGUUUUGAUAUUAGCAAAUUUAUAUGGACCUUUCUAAAAUGUAUGUUGAAACUAAUGUACACGUAUGGGAGAUUUCUAAUGUAUGUAAGCAUAUAGGGACAAAUAUUUUGAGGGAGCUUGAUUUGGAUUACGACUCACUUUUUUAGAAAAAAUUGAAAUCAAUUGAAGUAAGGGAGCCAAAGGUUAACUGAUAUUCUAUUAUGACUUUGGCAUGUGAAAAUUGAAAUCAGCCAGAUAUUCAGACAUUUAUAUUGUAAUUAUGAUGCUGAGAAAUGUGAUACAAUUAAUUAUCUAAAAAAAGGAAUAUUUUUUGUGGGGAUGGGAGUGAAAAGUGUUGGGGCGUUUAGCCGAACCCCCACAAGUACUCUAUUCCAAUGUAUAUAUUGAAGUGUUAUAGGGAAAAUGAUUAAAGUUCAGGGAUGGCAACAAGGCAAUGGGGGCCAAUUGCCCCUUAUGAUUUUUAAUUAGCCCCCCCCCAAAAAAAAAAAAAAAAUAAUAAUACUAAUAAUUUAAUAAAAAGAAAGAAAUAGAAUAAACAAGAAAGAUGAGAUUUGAAGAGGGUGAGUAUGGUCAUAUGAACUCAGCCCCUCUCCCUAAUACUUCCAGGCUUGGGAAUGAUAAUCAGCUCUCCAUAUCAUAGUCUGAAUGCAACACAAAGAUACUUAUGCAUAUUAUUCUAUGUUUACUUGCAAUUGAGAGCAUGAAAAAAAAAUUAUUUGAAAAUGUUUGAAAUAAUCUUGAGGUCUAUCAGACCAGCUUGCCAAACAGUAUGUUCAAGUUAACUGUUGAACCAAAACUUUUAUUUCAAGCCUUUUAAAACAAUUUUGUAAGAAAUGAUUGCGAACCCCACCAGAAAAUGAACAUAUUUAAAGUGUUCAAGUUGUGCCAUGUUUUAGAUAUUUAAUUGUGAAGUCAGGUGAUAAAAUAUUUUGUUAAAAAUGUUCUCUGGGCUCAAAAAAUAUUAUAGUGUCAUUGUCUACAUUCAACUCUCAGCAUGAAUGGGUGCAUUUUGGUGGGGUUCACUAACUUUUGAGCACAACUGUAAGUAAAGUUUGACUGAACAAUGCAAAUUUGCAAUAAUUGUUCAUUGAAUGUGAAUUUCAAGUAAACUAAGUUUAUAAUUGUUAUUUUUACAUCUCAGGAAAAUUUGUAGGUAUAAGUUAUUUUUUAAUUGUCUUUAACCUUCCAUUGACCAGGGUUUGCCAAGAAAAUUAUUAGAACAGGGUAGGGGAGUCCAUGUAUUAAAAGUCAAUCUUUUCAUGGGAUGGAUAAGCUCUUUUAAGUCCAAAGAAAAUAUUCAGGGGGCACAAGGGUCAUAUGCCCCCUUUUUUGUACCCAAAUUUGUACAUGGUAAUUAUCCUACACCAAACUUUUCAGUUUUGAGAACCUUUUAAUAUGGAGCUCAUGAAACGAUUGCAUGUAUUGUCUGUUGAAUGAAAAUAUUUUUUAAAACUAAAAAGUUAAGGGAUGAGUAUUAUUGUAAUAUGAAACUUGUUUACCUUCUCUGUUUCUCCCUAUUUUUGUCUCUUUCUGCCCCCAGCCCUGCUCUCUUUCUCUCUCACUCUCACAGUGUAUCUGAUGUUGUUUCUCCCUUACCAUCAACUUUUUUUAAAAUAUUGUGAAAGGGUCUCUAUCUGUCUUCUCGCUCUUUCUUUCUCUCUCUCUCACUAUACCACUAUUCAUUUCUCAAACUUUGUAUUUUUUUUUAAAGACUGGUUCCCUUUUUCCUUUGUCACCAAUUUCUCCCUCUCUUUCCCCCUUCCCAUCCCUAUCUAAUCUUAUAUGACUUGUAUAUAAUUAAUAUGGAUUUUAUAUAAAAGAAAAUGUGUAACAUAUAUAUAUAUAUUUCUAUCACUGCUGCCUAAAUUAAACAUAUAAUGCAAAUUACAUGAAUAUUAA